UGCCGAUUGUGUUGACGCAGGUUUGAGCACUAGUCCAGCUCGCCUGCAUUCCUCCUCUCUCCAAAGCCUGACCGAUAGAGACAGAGAAAGAAAAGGAAGAGAGGAGGGGGGGAGAAAAGGCCAAUUAUUAUUCACAACCGUGUUGGAUUUUUAUGAACCACGGAGCUGAGUCGCACCGGACGCACCGACCGGAGAAAAACGGUGAAAAUAAUCGAAUCCAAGGAACGACGGCUCUGUUUGGACCUACGAUAACGACAAAAGCUGUUUCGCUUCUUGAAAACGGGACUUUGCGUUGAUUGCUAUCGAAACGUAGCCUUCCUCUCCACGGCGGAUAUCUCCUUUUUUUUUCUCUUUUUUUCUAAUGAGGAUUUGCAAGAUGGCAGAUGACAGCUACCCCUAACAAGGACAGAAAUGCGACGUCCCCUUUAAGAUUAAUGGGGUAUAUUUUUGUAUUUCUGCUCGCCUAAAUGUACAGAUAUGGCUGCUUUUUUAAAAUAAUGAUUGUAUUAGCGACGAACGUCCUUGUCGGGCAGUAGUGCCUGGUUAGUGUUUAUUUGUACCUGUGCUAUGAUAGAAAAUGGUGAGGUGACGUCUGAGGUAAUUUACACGAUUUAUUCGAGAUAAAGAAGUGAAAAAAUAUGUUGUUGGCUAAAGGUUGAAGCGACUAUAAGUGAAUACGGAGGAGAUCACGCUUAUAAAACGAGGCCAUAGCUUGAAUAUAGUUAAUAUCUAUCCUUAAAACAAGAGAUAUACGAUAGAUGUGUCCGAGGGUGGAAAGCAAAAGCUUUUGCAACAGCAGCCAACAUUCCUGCGGAUCCUAAAAGCCUUUGUUUUGUGCGCAGGAGCUGGACUCGACUAUUAAAACGAUUAACUAUGCAGUAAACAGGCUGGAAAAUGAUGGCCCGGGUAUGAUUCUCAGAGUAAUGAGAUUAUAAGGCCUUUGUUGUCGACAGUAAAGUGCUCGAAAAGCCGAGGCCUUGUGUAUAGAUAUGUGAGCAGUGCCACAUAGCAGGCGUUAUUCGUCAAUCAGAAAUGUCGCUUUUUAGUUAGAUUGAAGGGCUGGAGGUAGCUGUGGUGUUAAUCUGACCUGUAGAACAACAUUUCUCGUCUCUAGCUAACACGUCGCUGGCUGUAUGUAUAAUUAAAUUGCAGGUGGAGGCUCCUCGGAUACUUAUUUAUGAUUCAGCGGACAAAAGCAUUGCGCUGCGUUGUGAUUAUUGAAAGGAAUGAAGCGUCCUUGAGGUCCUGACCAAACAGAUUCAGGUUUUAAAACAGCUCUGUGUGUGUGUGAUUAGUAAUCAGGGUGUGGACUGGACUGGAGCAGUCCUUUCUCGUGGCUUUCAUGCUUCGUUUGCUGGUCUGAAUCAUAAUCCGACGUUGGAGUGAACGGAGAUCUCAAGGUAAGGGCCUGAGCAGGCAGCAGGAAAGGAUCAUUUCAUGUGCUAUACAGAGAUUUCAAUCCCCCUAUGAUCGUCUGUGUAAUAGUUUAGAUAUUUAGUUCUCUGUGCCUUGUUUGCAUUUCAUGGUUUACCUGUAGCAGGCAGGAUUUUAGCUUCCUGUAGGCCCAUAAACACACACACAGGAGCUGUAAAGGUAGGCCCCUCUGCUAUGUGUGUGAUUCAGAGGGAAGGAAAGCACGUUUACUGUAAUCUGUAAAACGUCAGCCCCUGCUGUGCGUGUUGAAAUCACCAAGGUGUUGUCAUCCUUGCCUGAAGCCUUCUCUGGUCAAUUUUCUGGAAUUUGCCUUCAUGCUACAGCAAUAAGCAAUACUCAUCUGUCAGGGAGACUUGUCUCAUUUGGUCACAAGGGUUGAAACACAGACCGAUCUGUGAGGACUGCGUCAGGUCUGUUUUAAUCUUUUCCUUAAGACUCAUUUUUUUGAGAGUGUCAGGUUUCCUGUGAGGACAGAGAGGCCUGGCAGAAGUGGAAAACAGUUGGUGUAUGCCUGCCCACACCAUGAUGGCCUCUGACAUGGCUGAGACAUGGAGGAACUGUUUUGAGGAGGAGCUCAUCUGCCCCAUCUGCCUGCACGUGUUCUCAGAUCCCAUCCAGCUGCCCUGCAAGCACAACUUCUGCCGGGGCUGCAUCAGCGAGGCCUGGGCCAAAGACUCCUCACUGGCCCGCUGCCCUGAGUGCAAUCAUGCUUACACGCAGAAGCCUAGCCUGGAGAAGAACCACAAACUGUCCAACAUAGUGGAGAAGUACAAUGCCCUAAGUGUGGAGAAGGCCACCACGCCGGCGCUGCAGUGUAUACUUUGUCGCCGAGGCCCGCCACUCCCUGCUGUGAAAGUCUGCCUGCGCUGCAACGCCCCAUGCUGCCAGUCCCACGUCCAGACGCACCUGCAGCAGCCGUGCUCGGCGCUCGGGCACUUGUUGGUGGAGGCCGAGGCGGUGAAGGCCUGGACCUGCCUGCAGCAUGACGAGUACCGGCUGUACCACUGCGAGGCCGAGCAGACUGCUGUAUGUCAGUACUGCUGCUUUGCCCGCUGCCACCCUAGCCACGGCCAUGCUGUCACUGACGUGGAGCUGAGACGUAAUGACAUCAGACAAAGCCUUUUAAGACAGCAGGAGCGUGUGGAGGAACGGGUGCAGGAGAUCGAAGAACAGCUCUGCAAACUCGACUCUGACAAGUGUGUGGUGGAGGACAGGGUGUGUGAGCUCAAAGAGGAGGUGCGUGUGCAGUACCAGCGGAUGCACCAGCUCCUGGAGGAGGAUCUGGGCCGGACCCUGGAGGCUCUGGAUCGCGCUCAGGCUCGGUUCUGCCAGGAGAAUGCCGCCCAGGUUUUGGUUCUGGGUGAGCAGCGCCACGAGGCCCAGAAGCUGCUGAGCUCUAUCCACACAGCCUUCAACAAGGCGGAGGACCUGAGCUUCAUGAAAAACACCAAGCCUGUUAAAAUCCUCACAGACAGGUCUCAGGCAUGUGUGGGCAGCAGUCUCCCUCCUUACAAAGUGGGAAAUCUAAACUCUAAACUGUUCCUCUCUGAAAUUUCUAAAAGAGAGAAGAGCCUGAAGAGAACACUGGAAGUUCCCCUCACCCCUCCCUCGACCUUCCUGCAGUCUGUUCCUGCGUAUCCCAGCGGCCAGAGCUCUGGCUCCGGAUCAGAGAAACGGAAACAUUCCACCGCCUUCCCAGAGGGCAACGGGAACGUCGGUAAGAAUGCAGCGCCAGGUUUCAAGGACUCCUCCUCCUCUUCCUCAUCUUCUUCCUCAUCCCUGGCCAAGCAACCCUACCUGGGCUCCAGCUCCUCCUCUGGGGAAGGCCAGUCCACCAAUCAGCAGGCCCUCGGUCCCUGUGGCCCACCUCAUAUCAGCGAGAGCGGCGGGACGGGAAGUGGAAGCGGCUCCCUGACCAACCACCACUCGGGCUCCGUGUUCGGUUCCUCACACUUUCCUCCGGGAGGCAGCAGCUCCUCUCACUCCUCCCAGCAGACCGUGCUGCCUCAGUAUGGCGGCCGUAAAAUCCUAGUGUGCACAAUGGAUAACUGCUACUGCUCCGGAGUGCCGUCUGUGUCAGGCCACCGCAGCCACCCUCCAUAUCCUCGCUCGGGCUCCUUCCCCUGGGUAAGCGCCCAGGACUACCCCCCUCCUCCUGGUCUUGCCUCUGGAGGUCCAUCUAUGCAGGGGCUGGCAGUGAGAGACUGGAUAGACGCUUCACAGACGCACAGACAUGCAGAUUUUUACGGGCUGUAUGGGCAGCCAUCUACAAAGCACUACGUCACCAGUUAACGGAGUAGACACCGAUAUAGCUACAGGACAGACAGGCACCCAAAUAGCACACCUUUACCAACUUAUUUACUGGAAAAAACACAAUGCAGUUACCAUUUACACAAAGUAAAUAUUAAAAUUUAUAUCCACACACUCUGAUCUAGUGCAUACACACAUAUUCGGGGGCAGGGUUGAUCUCUUUGUGCAUUUAUUUUUCCUCAUUUUUUCAUUUCCAGCCAGUGUUUCAUGACAUGUAUCAUACAUAAACAGCCAUUUGCACCAUUCUGGCACAACUUAGCUGAGCAUUUUACACAUAAACAACAAACCAGAGGCCUAAGAGGAGAUUUUUACAUCUUUUUAUUUAAAGUGCAGGAGACAGAUUGAUGGAAAACAAACUUUAAUUAGGAAAUCUUCUCAUGCCUCUUCAUACUGACGCUAAAGGGAAAACAUCAUCAUGCAGUUUUGACCUUUCCAGUUUAGCGCUUCGUCCGAUAUAAUCACCCCUCCAGUCGUACUGAGGUCAGUUGCCUUAUGUUAUUAGCGUCACAUUUUGCUCUGCCCGGCUCACUUUGUUUGAUAGAUCCUUUAAUGAGGGACCGCAGCCCCUUGGUGUCUCCUUGAUUUUUAUUUUCAUGGCGACUCUUCCUUUCUUUGCUAAGUUCAGGGAUGGAUCAUACAGCUUGAACACAAAAAACGCUCUUCCAUGGAACACCCACAUUGCAAUUGUGGACGCCUUGUUAUGCUAGGAGUACAGACCUGCAGAGAGACACAAGAGCUUAAAGGUUUGGGAAAACUGUCCUCCUUCCCAGUGCUCUUUUUUUCUGCACAGGACAGAAGCUCUUCUUCUGACAAAGACUGUUUCCAUUUAGUACUUACUCUGACUUUGUGUUAUUUGGUACAUCCAUAGGUUUCGUGCUCGUCUAGAAAGACUCUUUGAUCCAAGAGAAAAAGGCAGACUGGACGAGCCAAACCAAUCAAGCAUCUGGAGGAUCUGAUGAUGCUGUAAUUGUACUUCCUGCAGGGCAAAGAUGUCACUUCCUCUCAAUAAGCACACACAAGCUCUUGGCUUCCUGUUUGCAGCUAAAAGCAUGCAAGGAAGAUUUUUUUAAAGCACUCAAAUGAAGAACAAUGGGGGGAUAAUGUAUGCAGUUUUAAAAAUGAGUGUAAGUGAAAACAAGGAGGGCGGGUGGACUUUUUUUCAUGAACUUUUUCUAAAAGAGCAAGACUGGACUGCAAGAUGUAAGCAAUUGUCAUCAUCCUAAAAAGGAGCUGUUACAACAAAUAACAUGAAUUUAAAAAAAAAGAAAAAAAAAAGUCAUCAAAGUAUCUUUUUUGUAAAUAUUUUGUGAAAUGGAAAAUUACGGACGUGAUUUGGAGAAGGGUUCCAAAUAAACAAACAAAUUAA
Messenger RNA from Cheilinus undulatus (humphead wrasse), 5110 nucleotides. RefSeq names its product tripartite motif containing 8b (gene trim8b). The record is from RefSeq and is a predicted model, not a curated record. Bases 1942 to 3726 code for a protein of 594 amino acids. The transcript is spliced from 5 exons. Lineage: Eukaryota; Metazoa; Chordata; Actinopteri; Labriformes; Labridae.